CUUUCAAAAAAAUCUGCUGUAAUUUACAGAACGUUAGGAAUUUCUGGGUAUCCGUUAUGGACGAAUUAGGAAUCUUGUUACCAUCGGCAAAAUGCCCAUUUAAUUCCCCUAAAUCAUUUUGCAUGACAUCAAAUUUAUUAGCUCAAAACACAGAUCCUGACACAGACGAUCUUUAUAUCAAGUACAAAAAGCUUCAAAAGCAACUUGAGUUUCUUGAAGUUCAAGAAGAAUACAUUAAAGAUGAACAAAAAAAUCUUAAAAAGGAGUAUUUACAUGCUCAGGAAGAAGUUAAAAGAAUACAAUCUGUACCUCUUGUUAUUGGGCAAUUUCUAGAAGCUAUUGAUCAAAAUACUGGAAUUGUAGGUUCAACAACAGGUUCCAAUUAUUAUGUAAGGAUAUUAAGUACAAUCGAUAGAGAGCUGUUAAAACCAAAUUCUUCUGUUGCUCUUCACAAGCAUUCCAAUGCACUUGUUGAUAUACUUCCACCUGAAGCUGAUAGCAGUAUUGCUAUGUUACAAGCAGAUGAAAAACCAGAAGUUUCAUAUGCUGAUAUUGGUGGUAUGGAUAUUCAAAAGCAAGAAAUGCGUGAAGCUGUUGAGCUGCCUUUAACACAUUUUCAACUUUAUAAACAAAUUGGUAUUGACCCCCCACGUGGUGUCCUAAUGUAUGGCCCACCUGGUUGUGGUAAAACAAUGUUAGCUAAAGCUGUUGCUCAUCAUACUACUGCUGCUUUUAUAAGAGUUGUAGGAUCGGAAUUUGUACAAAAGUAUUUGGGUGAAGGUCCACGCAUGGUUAGAGAUGUUUUCAGACUAGCAAAAGAAAAUGCACCUGCUAUUAUUUUCAUUGAUGAAAUUGAUGCCAUUGCAACUAAAAGGUUUGAUGCACAGACAGGAGCUGAUAGAGAAGUUCAAAGAAUUUUAUUAGAACUUUUAAAUCAAAUGGAUGGUUUUGAUCAAAAUGUUAAUGUCAAGGUGAUUAUGGCAACAAAUAGAGCUGAUACUUUAGAUCCUGCACUAUUACGACCUGGUCGAUUAGAUCGUAAAAUUGAAUUUCCUAUGCCUGAUCGUCGUCAGAAAAGACUUAUAUUUUCAACAAUAACUGCAAAAAUGAAUUUAUCUGAUGAAGUUGAUUUAGAAGAUUAUAUUGCUCGUCCAGAUAAAAUCUCUGGAGCAGAUAUCAAUGCUAUUGUACAGGAGGCUGGAAUGCAAGCUGUUCGCGAAAACAGAUAUGUGGUUUUAGCGAAAGACUUUGAAAAAGGGUAUAAAAGCAACAUUAAAAAAGACGAACAGGAACAUGAUUUUUAUAAAUAGUUUCAAAUGAUCUUAGUGUUUAAAAAAGAUUGUAAAUAAAA
Hydra vulgaris (swiftwater hydra) is the source of this 1351-nucleotide messenger RNA. Its product is annotated as 26S proteasome regulatory subunit 6B. The record is from RefSeq and is a predicted model, not a curated record. Gene Ontology annotation, biological process: proteasome-mediated ubiquitin-dependent protein catabolic process. Gene Ontology annotation, cellular component: proteasome regulatory particle, base subcomplex. Gene Ontology annotation, molecular function: proteasome-activating activity; ATP binding; ATP hydrolysis activity. NCBI's taxonomy places the organism in Eukaryota, Metazoa, Cnidaria, Hydrozoa, Anthoathecata, Hydridae.